Molecule: messenger RNA, 1577 nt
Organism: Phragmites australis (common reed)
Lineage: Eukaryota; Viridiplantae; Streptophyta; Magnoliopsida; Poales; Poaceae
Product: oxygen-dependent coproporphyrinogen-III oxidase, chloroplastic-like
Exons: 8
Coding region: 443-1504 (353 amino acids)
Cellular component (GO): chloroplast stroma; cytoplasm
Molecular function (GO): coproporphyrinogen oxidase activity
Source: RefSeq, a predicted model, not a curated record
GUGAUAGGCUAGUUUUUCCCUCUUCCGUUGGAGAUGGCCCGAAGGAGCGCUAGCAUUUUGUCUUUCUGCUUUCUGUCUUGCACGUCGGGCAAAAUCCAUCGUCAGCUAGCUACUGACCUGCCACUGUUGGAGCUGCCCUCGUAAAAUCUAAUUGGGAUUUAAGAAAUUUACUCUGUAGAAAAAAAGAUGCUAUGUUGAUUUGGAACUCUCAAUUGAUCCUGUGACGGUUGCAAAGCGAAGAAAGGAUGGAAAUGAGAAGCUCCAGGGCCCAGGCAGCCAAACUGUGGCGGCAGAGUGGACGGAGGUCGGCUCCGGGCAGCCGCCGUUGCCGAUUAACUGCUUUAGUGCGGCGGUGAGGUGUGGAUAAGACGAGGGACGCGUGGAGCUACCGUGUUGGCCAUCCCGGCUUCACUCUCACUCCCAGUCUCUCUCGCUCGCUCUCAUGGAAGGGGAGACACCGGAGGCCGCGGCGCCGGCGACCUUCCUCCGCGGGGAGGAGGGGGCGUCGCCGGAGUCUGCGCGCGCGCGGUUCGAGCGCGUGAUCCGGCGCGUGCAGGCGGAGGUCUGCGCGGCGCUCGAGGCGCUCGAGGGCGGCGGCGCGCGGUUCCGCGAGGACGCGUGGACGCCCCCUGGCGGCGGUGGGGGGAUCAGCCGCGUGCUCCAGGGCGGCCGCGUGUUCGAGAAGGCCGCCGUGAACGUGUCCCUGGUCUACGGCGUCAUGCCCCCCGAGGCGUACCGCGCGGCGAGGCCCGACACCGCGGCGGUGGCGGCGGCGGUGGGAGGGGAGAAGGCAGGGCCGGUGCCUUUCUUCGCUGCCGGCGUCAGCUCGGUCAUUCAUCCAAUGAACCCAUUUGCUCCAACAAUGCAUUUCAACUACCGGUAUUUCGAGACAGAGGCACAUAAAGAUGCUCCUGGUGCACCUAGACAGUGGUGGUUUGGAGGUGGUACUGACUUGACGCCUUCGUAUAUCAUUGAAGAGGAUGUCAAGCAUUUUCAUUCUGUUCAGAAACAAGUAUGUGAUAAAUUUGAUCCCAGCUUUUAUCCGAGAUUCAAAAAGUGGUGUGAUGAUUAUUUUUAUAUCAAGCAUCGUGGUGAGCGACGUGGGGUGGGUGGAAUAUUUUUUGAUGACCUUAAUGAUUAUGAUCAAGAAAUGCUUCUUCACUUUGCUACAGAGUUGGGCUCAUUGAGGCGCCUUCCUUUCAUCUCUGCAGACUGCGCAGACUCAGUUCUUCCUGCAUACAUCCCCAUUAUAGAACGGCGCAAGGACACUCCAUUUACUGAGGAUCACAAGGCAUGGCAUCAGCUACGGAGAGGUCGCUAUGUAGAGUUCAACCUCGUCUAUGAUCGGGGCACCACAUUUGGCCUCAAGACUGGAGGACGGAUCGAGAGUAUCCUUGUCUCUCUUCCUCUUACCGCACGGUGGGAGUACGAUCAUAAACCUGAAGUAGGGACUGAAGAAUGGAAACUUCUUGACACGUGCAUAAAUCCAAAGGAAUGGAUCUGAUUGGUUGAAAAGUGUUUGUUCUUCUGAUAUUUGUUGUUAAUAUGUCAUUAUAAUCUUUAGUGUUCCUUCUGUA